AGACCUAGGUUUAACUUCUAUGAUGGCCCUCCAUUUGCUACUGGGCUUCCACACUAUGGCCAUAUUCUUGCAGGAACCAUUAAAGACAUAGUAACCAGAUUUGCUCAUCAGAGUGGAUAUCAUGUUGACAGAAGAUUUGGCUGGGAUUGCCAUGGCUUACCUGUGGAAUAUGAGAUUGACAAGACCUUAGGCAUUAAAGGGCCAGAGGAUGUGGCGAAGAUGGGGAUUAAAGAAUACAACAACCAGUGCAGAGGGAUUGUGAUGAGAUACUCAAAGGAAUGGGAGUUCAGUGUUACCAGAUUAGGACGCUGGAUUGAUUUUGAAAAUGACUAUAAAACUCUUUAUCCUGCGUUCAUGGAGUCUGUGUGGUGGGUUUUCAAGCAGCUGUAUGACAAAGGACUGGUGUAUAGAGGUGUUAAGGUCAUGCCUUUUUCAACUGCAUGCAACACUCCACUGUCAAACUUUGAGUCCCAUCAGAAUUACAAGGACGUUCAAGAUCCUUCGGUGAUUGUGAGUUUCCCACUGGAUGAAGAUGCAAGUGUUUCUCUUGUUGCUUGGACCACUACUCCUUGGACCUUGCCUAGUAAUUUGGCCCUUUGCGUUAAUCCAGAAUUGCAAUAUGUAAAAUUGAGAGAUAAUGCCACAGAGAAGAUUUACAUUUUGAUGGAAUCCAGGCUGAUAGUACUGUACAAAUCUGACAGUGAAUAUGAGAUACUUGACAGGUUUCCUGGCAUUGCUCUUAAAGGCAAGAAAUAUAAACCACUCUUUGAAUAUUUUAUGCAGUGCAAAGAUAAAGGUGCCUUUGCUGUGGUAGUAGACAGUUAUGUGAAGGAGGAGGAAGGCACAGGUGUUGUACAUCAGGCCCCCUAUUUUGGUGCUGAUGAUUACAGAGUCUGCAUGGAUUUUAAUAUUAUUCAGAAAGAUUCUGUACCUGUUUGUCCGGUUGAUGCGUCGGGCUGCUUCACAGCAGAAGUGACUGACUUUGCUGGACAGUAUGUGAAGGAUGCAGAUAAGAACAUCAUUAAAUUACUGAAAGAGAAAGGCAGACUGGUUCACAGCAGUAGUUUUAAGCACAGCUAUCCUUUCUGCUGGAGGUCAGAUACUCCAUUGAUAUACAAAGCUGUGCCAAGCUGGUUUGUAAGAGUGGAGCACAUGGUGGAGAAGCUACUGGAGAAUAAUGCCCAAUGCUACUGGGUUCCGGAUUUUGUGAGGGAGAAGCGUUUUGGGAACUGGCUUAAAGAGGCACGAGAUUGGGCUAUAUCUAGAAACCGGUACUGGGGAACACCCAUCCCUUUGUGGGUCAGCAAUGAUUUUGAAGAGGUAGUUUGUAUUGGUUCGAUGGCAGAAUUGGAAGAGCUGUCUGGAGUGAAAGUCACUGAUCUCCAUCGAGAAAGUAUUGAUCACCUAACUAUCCCUUCACACUGUGGCAAGGGCUUACUGCACCGGGUCCCUGAGGUUUUUGAUUGCUGGUUUGAGAGUGGAAGCAUGCCUUAUGCACAAGUCCAUUAUCCAUUUGAAAACAAAAGAGAACUUGAAGAUGCUUUCCCUGCUGACUUCAUUGCUGAAGGCAUUGACCAAACAAGAGGAUGGUUCUACACUUUGCUGGUGCUGUCCACUGCUCUUUUUGGAAGGCCUCCUUUCAAGAAUGUAAUUGUGAAUGGCCUUGUUCUUGCCAGUGAUGGCCAAAAAAUGAGCAAAAGGAAGAAGAAUUACCCUGAUCCAAUGAGUAUUGUCAAUAGUUAUGGAGCUGAUGCACUAAGGUUAUACCUGAUCAAUUCUCCUGUGGUAAGAGCAGAAAAUCUGAGAUUUAAGGAGGAAGGAGUAAGGGAUAUACUGAAGGAUGUCUUCCUGCCCUGGUACAAUGCGUAUCGCUUUCUGGUUCAGAAUGUUCAGAUCCUGCAACAUAAGGAUGAGGGAAGAGAAUUCCUUUACAAUGAGAACACAGUUAAGGAGAGCAAUAACAUCAUGGAUAAAUGGAUUCUUUCUUUCACCCAGUCACUCAUUCAGUUCUUCAAAGCUGAAAUGGCAGCUUACAGGCUGUACACUGUAGUCCCUCGAUUAGUGAAGUUUGUUGAUAUUCUGACCAACUGGUAUGUUAGAAUGAAUCGCAGAAGACUAAAGGGCGAGAAUGGGACUGAAGACUGCAUUAUGGCCUUGGAAACCUUGUUUAGUGUUUUGUUCUCCAUGUGCAGACUUAUGGCACCAUAUACUCCAUUUAUCACUGAGCUGAUGUACCAGAAUUUGAAGACACUUAUUGAUCCAGCCUCAGUUCAGGAAAAGAAUACUGAAAGCAUCCACUACCUCAUGCUUCCUCAAGUGAGGGAGGAUCUCAUCGACAACAAAAUUGAAAGUGCCGUUUCUUGUUUGCAGUCUGUUAUUGAGCUUGGACGAGUAAUCAGAGACAGAAAAACCAUUCCAGUAAAGUAUCCUUUGAAGGAAGUAGUUGUUAUCCAUCAGGAUCCAGAGGCUCUGGAAAACGUCAGAUCUUUAGAGAAGUACAUACUCGAGGAGCUUAAUGUACGUCAAGUGACAUUAUCUACUAAUAAAGAUAAAUACGGAGUCCGGCUGAGAGCAGAACCUGAUCACAUGGUGCUUGGGAAGCGUUUGAAAGGCACAUUUAAGCUUGUCAUGGCUGCAAUCAAAGAGCUGAAGAGUGAGCAGCUAGAGGAAUUCCAGGAAACAGGCACCAUUGUUGUAGAAGGACAUGAACUCCAUGGGGAAGAUCUCCGUCUCAUGUAUACCUUUGAUCAGAUUGCAGGAGGGUCUGCCCAGUUUGAGGCACAUUCUGAUGCCCAGGUUUUAGUUCUGCUAGAUGUUACCCCGGACCAGUCCAUGGUGGAUGAAGGAGUUGCCCGGGAAGUGAUUAAUCGCAUCCAGAAGCUUCGCAAAAAGCGAAACCUGGUUCCUACAGAUAAGAUCACAGUGUACUACAGAUCUCAUCCAGAAGGUGACUACCUGGAUACUGUUAUUAAGGAACACACGGAUUUCAUUUUUGCAACAAUAAAGGCUGCCCUGAAGCCUUACCCGGUGCCUACCUCAGAAGAAGUUCUCAUCCAGGAAACAACCCAACUGAAGGGAUCAGAGCUAGAAAUUACACUCACCCGAGGUGGUUCGUGUCAGUGCGUUGGUCCAGCCUGUGCUUACGUCAACCUCAAAGUUUGUGUUAAUGGGACGGAGCAAGAUGGUGUGUUGCUGCUGGAAAAUCCAAAAGGAGACAAUACGUUGAACUUCACUGGACUUGUAGAUGCUGUCUCCUGCAUUUUUGGUCUUAAAACUUCAAAACUGACAGUUUUUAAUGGACAAACAGAACUGAUAAAUAAAACUGACUUGAUUAGUCUCAGCGGAAAGACCCUUCAUGUGACAACAAAGGGGUCAGCACCUGCUCUGAUCAACUCUACUGAUGCUCUGCUCUGCCAGUAUAUCAACUUGCAGUUAAUGAAUGCAAAACCGCAAGAAUGUCAGAAGGGAACAGUGGGAACUCUUCUAAUGGAAAACCCUGUUGGUCAGAAUGGAUUAACAUACCGAGGUCUUCUACGUGAAACGGCAAAAGUUUUUGGGCUCAGAAGCAGGAGGCUAAAAUUGUUCCUGGAUGAAGCACAAACUCAGGAGAUCACAAAGGACAUCUCCAUGAAGAACUUGAACAUGAAGACUGUGUAUGUUCGUGUUAUACCCACCACAGCUGAAUGUUGAGAAUUCCACUUUUAUGAAUAAGACCACAUCGACUUUUUAAAAAAAAAACAAACAGUGAAAUUAAAUUAGUAUGCUUUUAGAUUAACAUCUAAGUUGUGUAUGGUACUUUUAGCAUCUCAAAUUGUACACAGGAUGUUUUCUACCAGUGCAUGUCUAAAACGCUGCUCUUUGGUUCCAAAUACAACGUAUUUUCAUUAUGUUCAGAAAAAUGUCAGAACUCCUUAGCCUUAGAUAUCUAUGCAGUAAAUUGCCUGAAAGAAAUGGGACUAGUACCUCAGCGAUGCCGUUCUCUUCCUGUCCUUUACGCAGGGGGCAUCUUUGAUUUUCUAAACCAUGGGUUACCUGCAAGGCUGUAUGAUAUAUAUACCAUGUUACAGUAGUGUGUGGCUGUUGAUUUAAAAUACUGCCUAACUUCAAU
Molecule: messenger RNA, 4108 nt
Organism: Egretta garzetta (little egret)
Lineage: Eukaryota; Metazoa; Chordata; Aves; Pelecaniformes; Ardeidae
Gene: IARS1
Product: isoleucyl-tRNA synthetase 1
Exons: 33
Biological process (GO): isoleucyl-tRNA aminoacylation
Molecular function (GO): ATP binding; tRNA binding; aminoacyl-tRNA deacylase activity
Source: RefSeq, a predicted model, not a curated record